Melospiza georgiana is the source of this 1372-nucleotide messenger RNA. RefSeq names its product protein SLFN14-like. Lineage: Eukaryota; Metazoa; Chordata; Aves; Passeriformes; Passerellidae. The record is from RefSeq and is a predicted model, not a curated record.
AUGUCGGCCGAGUGGGGAGGGACCGCGUGGGAAGAGAAAGGAAGGGACGUUUCUUCCAAACAGAGCCCUCUGCCGGCACUCGCCGCCUGCGGCGCCCACAGAGCCGGCCCAGAGCCCGAUUCCCCGGGAAGUUCGGUCAGCGCCCGGUCCCCGUUCUCCACACUUUCCUCCCUGCCGGUCGCCGGCGCUGUCUGGAGCGGCGGGGGACGGCCCCGAGACGAGGCGGCACUGGAGCCCGGCGAGGCCGGCCGGGGGCGGCCGCCCCCGCCCCCCCCCAGGGACUCUGCCCGCGGGGCGGGGCUCUUCGCCCUCAGGAUCAUGAUUGCCAGCCAAGAGAGGCAGCUGCCGAUUAAUUUGACCACAAACUAUCCGAUGUUGGUAGUUAUUGGGAAAACACAUUUAGGAAAGAGUUCCAGAAAGAAGAAGUCUAGCAAUCAAAAGCAGAAAAAGUCUUUUCCAUAGCAGCAGUGUGCAUUGCUGAAUUCAGGAGGAGGAAUUUUGAGAAUGGAGGGUGAGGACAGGAAUUACUUCUGGGAGCAUGGCAUUUGUGGAGACAUAGAGACGAGCCUCAGGGAUUGCACUGGCAGAAGAAAGGCUCAUCCAUACUUUGCACGGAUGCAGCAGGGGAGUAACCUGCUGCUUUUUGUUAAAACAUGGAGCUGUGAAGAAAAACUGUGUCAAGUGCCACAAAGAGAAUGGACUGACCCCAAGAGAGCUCAGCUGAGUUUUGAUGGGGGAGCAAAAGAGACUCCUCCAAACAUCCAAGAGCACAACAUCCAAGAUACUGUGGUCAGGUUUAUAAAGAAAGAUGAAGUGCUGGUUGGGGAGGUCCUGGGUUUCACACAGGCAACACAUAUUGAAUUUAAGAAAUGCAGUACAAAGAGUAGCUUGUAAUACAUCAGAAAAAACUUUCCUAAAUACGUCUCUGCCUUUGCAAACACUGAGGGUGGAUAUUUAUCUUUUGGUGUGGAUGACAACAGUAAAGUCACUGGGACCCACAGUAAUGUGGAGAAAGUAGCUUUAGAACAAACAGUAUCUGAUGCCAUCAGCUCAAUGUGUGCCCAUCACUUCUGUGGCUCUGGGGCUGGCAUGCAGAUCCAGGUGUGUCGUAGACAUUUUUUCAUAGAAAUCCUUUCUUUGGGAUUUGUGCAUCUUCUGGGAAGCAAAGGCCCCAGAAGAAGAAUGUAAACAAUUGUUAUCCGCUGCUGUGAAAUGUAGCAGGUGCUCCUGUGAUUGGAUCAUGUUCCGUGUUUACAAUUGGGGGCCAAUCACAGGACCAAGCUUGGGGACAGAUUCCCUGGACACAGAACUUUGUUAUUCAUUCUUUUCUAUUCUAUUCUUAGCUUAGCAGCCUCUGCAACUUCUCUCCUUA